AUUGCCGCCGGCCGGCGGGUAAUAAGAAGGUGAAUUCGCCGUCUUGAGGCGGCGGCGACUUGGUGGUCGUCGCCGCCGCCGCCCCCCCAACCAGCGACAGCAGCCACAAGGCCCGGGCCGCCGUUGCCGCCAUCAUCCGGGUCACCCACCCUGGUGCAAAGGGGACACGGCUCCUUUAAAGGACCGGCUUCAGACGGUAAACGAGAGAGGCGGCCAUCUCAGGGCACGGGGCCCGCUUUUGAAGGGGGCAGCGGAAAGUGGGGCAGCUUUGCGACUCUGAAGAUUUUCUAUUCGGAACUUUUGAAGCAUGGCAAUUUUGAGGUCCUCUAAUUCAAGAAUUGUGAGUGAAUCCUGCGAAAAGAUGCCCUGGAGAAUCCUCGUCCUUGUAGCUGCUCUAGGCUUUUUGGCAAUCCCGGCUCCAUCCAUUUCCCUGACCUCGCAUGCUAACGACGACGGAGGGGACUCCAUCAGCAUUCAGUGCCUGGCCCCCGAGGGCCUCAAGGGAGCCACAUUCAUCCUGUUUAAGGGAGAGGAGGCAGUGCAGACGGUCCAGGCGCCGGAGACCCAGCACGGAAUCAACAUCUCACUGACCAACUCGAGCCGGGGGGCCCCCGGCCAAUACCGGUGUCAGUAUGUGGUGAUAGGUGAGAUCGGAAAGCAGUUCUCAAACUUGAGUGAGCCAGGGAACGUCACCUUUACAGUGCCCCUCUGGGUCUUGCCAGUCUCCCUAAGCCUGGCUGGAGCGCUAAUCCUCAUUGUGAUUCUGGUGGUGGUCAUCGUGGUGAUUAGACGAGUUAGAAUCGCCAAACUGCAGAAGAAAAGGCAGAGAGAAUCAUGCUGGACUGAAGCAAACUAUUGCACUACAGAUAUGUCAUUCAAUAACACCCUGUUCUCCAUUUCAAUGAAAAUGGCCCCAGAAGACCUGGACACUACUCUUGACUCUUUCACCAGCUCAUCUACGGGCCCCGAAUCACUUGUGCCCAAGAAGAGACCCAUGUCUACCUCCACCCCAGAGACCCCAGAAUUCACCACUUUCAGGUCUUUUGAAUGACUCUGGCUCUUCUGAGUCUUUCCCUGGCUUAACAGAGAAGGACCAGAAAGGAGACUCCCACAGGGAAGGCAAGCUCUGCACCAGUUGCCUGGCACACAACCCUAAACUUCCUCCUCUCAGGGAAUUUUUUUCUUGCUCUCAUCCAAGCUUGGAUCAUCAGAAUCCAAACACAUCCUUCUGGAAAUCCCAGCCUCAGCAGUUCUCUCCAGACAGGGCCUUGUCUGUUGAACAGGAUGGAGGGACCCACAACUUGCUGAAGUUGAGGGACAAGGCAGCCCUGGAGUUAAAGUAAAUCCUGGACAGAGAUAUUUUAAAGCUCUCCAAACCCCAGUCACAAGGGGAAGAAGAUACCUGUCUGCUGGGCUCUUACAGUUGCCACCAUCAUCAAUGGAGUGAAGCGAUAUUCUGAUAGGUUGCAAAAUCAGAAUUAGAUUCAGAACAAAAUCUUCUGCCCGGAUUUCCAGACUCUCAGGGGACGCCAAAUUACAGGGCAGAAGCAGUCUGCAAACUCAGUGCUUCCAAUGACUUGAUCCCUGUGAAGGGAAGGAUUCUCCCUGGCAACCACCACAUGUUGGACCAGGCCUCUGGGAUGUCCACUCUCACCCCCCUCCCCCGACACCUCCAUUUCCAGUUUAUAGAGUUAUGUGUGUUGUUCCAUUUAUUUCUCGUGUGACCACCAGACACUGGUGGGCAGAGCUUCCUAAGUUAUUCAGUUAAUUAUAAACAGUGUUGAAGCAUUUUCAA
This is a messenger RNA of Tachyglossus aculeatus (Australian echidna), 1795 nucleotides long. RefSeq names its product chromosome X2 C19orf38 homolog (gene CX2H19orf38). NCBI's taxonomy places the organism in Eukaryota, Metazoa, Chordata, Mammalia, Monotremata, Tachyglossidae. Bases 308 to 1051 code for a protein of 247 amino acids. The transcript has 9 exons. The record is from RefSeq and is a predicted model, not a curated record.